This is a messenger RNA of Artibeus jamaicensis (Jamaican fruit-eating bat), 2491 nucleotides long. RefSeq names its product coiled-coil domain containing 81 (gene CCDC81). Gene Ontology annotation, cellular component: centrosome. The record is from RefSeq and is a predicted model, not a curated record. Lineage: Eukaryota; Metazoa; Chordata; Mammalia; Chiroptera; Phyllostomidae. The transcript has 15 exons. The coding region runs from base 221 to 2185 and encodes 654 amino acids.
AGGGAGAGCCGGAGCGCGGGGAGGGACAGCGAGGAAAACGUUUAAAAAACAAAAUUUUCAAUAUUUGGUCAUUUUUAAGGAUUCUCUUAUUUAAGGAUCAUCCAGAUCUCCGAGGAGAGGGGACUGGAGCGUGGGAAGAAUCACUUUUGAAUGAGCUCCUAUAAAGAAGGAAGAAAAUAGACCCACUGAAGACCCAGCAAGGACCAGUUGAGGACUGGAGAUGUUGGACACCAUCCUCCCUUCCCUACAGGACCUGGGCAGGAACGUGUUGCCCACACUGCCCUUGCUGAGCCAGGAAGAAGUCUCUACUAUUUGGGAGCAUGUAUCAGAAUUUGUGGAAAGACAGCUGUCUGUACACAAGGGUGUUCAGAUUCCAGGACUUGGAACUUUCACUUUCAUGAGACAAAAACUUGAGGUGGGAAACAACAAGUUUCUUCUGUUUCAGAGGCCCAUAUUUAUCAUGGCAGAGAAGUUAGUACAGCUCCAUGGACUGAAACAAAACAAAAUAUACACUCCUGGUGAUAUUCCAAUUGUUCCACUUAAUUUUGCCAUGAUAUCCCUGGAGGGCUCAUUUAACAGGGAUACAGUGGAAGGAUGUGUGAAGGAGACGUUGCUUUUUCUAUCACGAUCCAUUUCCAUCAAAAAAAAUGUGGAGUUUAUAUUCAAAGGAAUCGGGGUCCUCGUGAUCAGAGACGGCAGGGUGAAGAUGAGAUUUUUGAAGGACUUCCUUCUUAAAAUGGAUAGAAGUGGGGCUUUGGCAAAAGCCCUAGCAAAUAGGCCUGGCACAAUGGACUCCGUGUUAUCUAGCACAGAGAACUUCAAGGAGCAGACUAACAAUGUGCUUGCAUUUCCAAGGAUUGAGUUGAAAGAGAUGGAGAACAAACUACCUAUGAAGACCCUUGUAGAAGAAGGUGGAAAGAAUAAACCAAGGAAGUGCAAGUUAAAAGACGGGACAGACAAAGAAGGUGUCAGAGAGUACUUAUCACCCAAGAAACUUCCAGAUAGAAAAGUUGCCACCCCUGGCAAAGUGAGAAGCAUCAACUUGCCGAACAAGUUUGAGCAAAGUGGGGGACAGGCGAAGAGUAUGAACCCUGACAGCUUAUCUCCUUCAAGGUGUCUGAAAAAUGGCAAUGAAAUGAAACCUCAAAUCCCUCCAGCCACUGCUUGCCAGGAUCAUAAAAGGGCAGGGCAGGAGAUGUGUUAUGUGUGUUUGCAACGGGCACAACGGAAUUCCCCGUUGUACUACAGUGAGGAGAGGAGGAAGAGAGAUGUGGAGGAUGAGCGGCUCAUACAGCAGUAUCAAAUGUUGAAAGAUCAAGAGACUUUCUUCAAACACCAGCUGAGAAGUCUGGCUAGUAGAGAACAGAAUCAAAAAAAUGCUGCCUAUAAUCUGGGAGUUGCUGAAGCUAUGAGAAUCCACAAGAACGAGAAACCUGAAUUUUAUAAAUCCUUCCUAUUUGAUAAACGGCCAUUCAGUCCUGAGAUGAAGGCUUUGAAGCAAGAGGAAUAUUUCCAAAGCCUCCUGAAACAGAUGGAUAACAGACGGAAGAAGGAACUAAACCAAAGAGAAAACAAAGAGUUGAUGGAACGCCUGGAACAAGUGCAGCUCACAGAGGAACUUGCUGCACAAAGAGCCAAGUACAUAAAAGAUAAGAUGGAAGAAACAGAGUGUUACAAGAGAGCUUUGAAUGCACAGAUAAAGAACAAAUUCCCCCAGCUGCCCAUAUUUGAGCCGGACUCUUCUGAGCCCAUCUUUGGCAAUAAUGAGGAUGAGCUGUUGAUGGGAAAGCGAGAGCGAGAGCAGAAUUGCAUGAAGCACCAGCUGGAGACAGCUGCUAGCCGCAAGAGGAAGGCCAUCCUGAACCAACUGGUCGACCAGAAGCGGGAUCUGCAGAUGCUUCAGAAGACACAAAAAGAGCACCUGGCAGACAGAAAUGCUGAGCUGGAGCGAGUGAACAGAAUGAACCAGAGCUUACAGGAGGACUGGGAGCUGAGCGCCAAAAUGAAGAGGCAGCGGGAACUGGAGGAGAAGGCUUUCGAGCGGGCCUCAGACAAGCUCUUCCUCCUGGACCAGUGUGAGAAGUACCGGCGCUGCAGGCAGUGCCAGCGCUGCAUCUCCAACACGGGCCAGAGCAACCUGUGGCCAGUGAACAAGCAGCUCUGUGGCUCCCGGUUGUUUGUGUAAAACCCAAAGUUUGGACCUGUGUUUCCUGGCAGGACUUUUUAUGUUUUUAAUGUUUGAAAAAAUACGUCGUGCAGUUUCGGUGCUUUCGGGAGUAGCUUGCUUUUAACCACUUACUGAAAUCGCGUAGACAGGACUCCUGUCUUCCUCCCAACCUCAUAGAACUCUGCCAGGCCACGAGCUGGGGAUGGGACCCAGCUCCGCCCCGGCCAUGGCAGUGCUGCCGAUCCAGCCCUGCCGCUCCCUCCGCGACUUUGUGUAAAACACUGUAUCCUUUCUUCAUCUGUAAUGAAUAACGUCAUAAUAAAU